This is a messenger RNA of Seriola aureovittata, 2029 nucleotides long. RefSeq lists its product as uncharacterized. NCBI's taxonomy places the organism in Eukaryota, Metazoa, Chordata, Actinopteri, Carangiformes, Carangidae. The record is from RefSeq and is a predicted model, not a curated record. Gene Ontology annotation, biological process: positive regulation of acrosome reaction; egg coat formation; binding of sperm to zona pellucida. The transcript has 8 exons. Gene Ontology annotation, molecular function: acrosin binding. Bases 1 to 1896 code for a protein of 631 amino acids. Gene Ontology annotation, cellular component: extracellular matrix.
AUGAAAACAAAGUGGCAUCUCUAUAUUCUGUGGAGUGUUUUAUCACUUGGCCUCCUCGGCUGUGCAGCGGACACUUAUGAAUCUCCAUUUACUAGAAGGAAAAAGGUUUUCAAACUGGGUACUCCAAAAUCUGAUCCGAUCAAACUGUCAACAACAGGCGACAGGAAAUCCCCCCACAGAUCACCCGCUCCAUUGUCUCAGCUCAGCUCUCAGAGGCACCACCCUGCUCCCACACCUGUAACACCUCGGUCCAUGCGCCCUGUAAAGCCCGAGGCAAAGGUCCGGUCGCACCUUGCUUUCCUCCCAGACGUCUCUGUCACCUGCUCCACGUCUGACUUUGUCGUGCGGGUCAAACCAGCUUUCUACGGUCUGGGCGCAGAUGCACAGGAGCUGAAAUUAGGCAGCAGCUGCAAAAGCAACGGGGUUCUCAGACCGUACGGUGACAUCCUCUUCACUUAUCCUCUGACAGCGUGUGAUGCCGUGCGCGAGGUGCCCCAGGGUUACCUGGUCUACAAAUUCGUGCUCCAUUAUGAGCCUUCGCCGAAACGGUUGCCUAGCAGGGCGCACCGGAUUGAUAUAAACAUUGAAUGCCGUUAUCAGAGGAACCAUCAUGUGUACCAGCUGGCUGUGAAACCCACCUGGCAAACUGCUGUCGUGCGUAAAACGCUGAAGGGGCGUCCCAGUCACUUCCAGAUCGAGUUGAUGGCUGAUUCAUGGAGCAUACCAGCCAAGUCCCUCGUGUACCAGCUUGGACAGACAGUAAAUGUCCAGGUCUCUGCUCCUCAUCUCCCCUCUGGAGGAAAACUGUACAUCAGUAGCUGCUAUGCAACACCAUCCAGUGGCUCUCAAUCGUCCCUCAAAUACACCAUCAUCGACAAGUUUGGGUAUGUAAGCUGUAUGCUGGACAGCAAGAGAGACCCGGGAGCCUCUUGGUUUAUCUAUCGGACAGACAGGACCCUGCGAUUCUCCCUAAAGGCCUUCCAGUUUACUGCUGAUCCUGACACUGAGGUCAGCAUUCACUGCAAAUUAUCUGUCACAUCAGAGGAACCAAGUCCUGCACACAAAUCCUGCACCUACAGAGGGAACAGGUGGAGGGCCCUCACUGGUGACGACUCCAUAUGUGAAUGCUGUGAUUCACAAUGUGUGACCACUAAAACCUGGAGGGCCAUGAUGUCAGGCUCUGCCAGCAGUGAGUCACUGCUAAUCUCCGAUCAGCCUUACACAGCAGAAGAUGAUUUUCUACCAGCCAGCCCCUCCCUGGUCAUCAUGGGCAGAGAAGACGAGACUACAGUGAGUCGUCACAUUGAUGACCUGCAUGGUCAGGAGUCUCUGUGGGAAAGUGCAGAUGUAGUUAAGUAUGAUGAUGAUUAUGAAGAAGAGGAAGAGGACUACACGGAAAAGGAGCUUGAAGAAGAUGAAGCAGAAAGCAGGGUUAUCCUUGAAGUGAUGACGGAUGACAGAGAGUUCGAGGAACUAGUUUUCAGGCACGGCGUUUUAGUGGAGAAGAGGAAAGAGGUGGAAGUAAAUGAUUUGAAUGAGUUUGGAGUGGAUGGCUCAGGGUAUGAAUUAGAGGAGGAUUUCUUUGAAGGUGAAGAAGAGGAAGAAAGACCUGAGGGAAGAGAAGAUGAGAUCUCUGACGCACAGCAGGCGAUCCAUUUGAAUCAGAAGGAAGGUGAAGUGCUCCGUCACUGGGCGCAGCUGGAGCAACUAAAAGUCAGCCUACAGAGAGAGGUGCAGCCACUGGACUCUGAAGGUGAGGAAGGAAACAGGAAGUAUACAGACGGAGGUGAGGAGGAUGAGAGGACAAGAGCCUAUGAGGUGGAGUGGAAGAGAGAUGACGGUCUGGCAGAUGUAGCAGUUCACAGGGAGAUGACUUGGUAUUUCACAUGGAGGUAGUAUUAGGUCAAAGAAUCUGAGACUGUUCUAACUCUUCUUAGCUAAUUUCAUUUCAAUAAAAAUAAACAUGACAAUGCAACUGACGAACUGUCUUUUAUCAUAACUUACAUCAGACUAAGACAACAUUUCUUUU